CUGCUCUGUAAAAGUCAGAAAAACAGAGGAUUUUAUUUUCAAUUGGACAAUUCGCAACGUAAACAGCAGGAAAAUGUCGCGACAAGCCUCUCGCCUGGACGCCAAGAAAGUGUAAGUGUGUGUUGAGAGGGCUUGAGGUUGACACGGCACAAAUCGCCGACCUAUCGGGCUAUGGAAAACCAUUUCAGCGCCACCAGCCGCCCCUCAGCCACGUCCAGAAUGAGCUCCACCGUCUCCGCCGCCGCCGUCGCCGCCGCCGCCAACAACAAUAGCAGCAGCAGCAGCAGCAACAACAACAACAACGCAGCAGCCGGCAAUAAUGUGAAUGUAAAUACGGCAGCGGGAGGUGCCACCAAUGCCGCCGCCACUGCCCAGCCGAUUCAAGUGAUUCCCAUGCCCAUGCUGCCCGCUGGAGCGGCCCAGAUCAUAAUUGGCCAGCAGGCCCAGGGUCAGGCGACGGCGACGGGCCUGCAGCCUCAGUUGAUACCCCUGCAGGCCAACCAGAUCAUGCUGCAGGCGGCCCAGCAGCAGCCUCAGAUGCAGGUGAUGCAGCUGCCCGAUGGCCAGACCAUCUUCUAUCAGACACCCACCAUUGCCGCCCUGGAUCCGAAUGCAGCGGCCACUGCUGCGGCCGCCAUGGCCGCCCAACCCACGCCCCACUAUCUCAACAUCAACGGGCAGCUGGUGCAGAUUACUCCGGCGGCUAACGCCAAUCAGGCGACACCCGGCGCUGGUCAGCAGAUCAUCAUGGUGCCGCAGACGGCCAUGGCGGCGGUGAAUGCAGCGGCCGCCAGUGCCGGAGCCACGGGAGUGGGCACAGUGGUCACCCAACAGCAGCAACAGCAGCAGCAGCAGCAGGCUCAGGCUCAGGCCCAAUCCCAAGCCCUCCACCAGCAACAGCAGCAGCAGCAGCAACAGACGGCGGCAGCGGCCAGCGUUGCUGGCAAUAAUAUAAGCGCCGAUGUCAGCACAAGUACCACUGGGACCAAUACGAACAGCGAGGACGAGAGCUCCAAGGGCGAGGCGGAUGAGGAGCCGCUCUAUGUGAAUGCCAAGCAGUACAAACGCAUCCUCAUUCGGCGGCAGGCCAGGGCCAAGCUGGAGUCGCGCAUUCCCAAGGAGCGCUGCAAGUAUCUGCAUGAAUCUCGCCAUCGGCAUGCCAUGAAUCGGGCUCGGGGCGAGGGUGGUCGCUUCCACUCGGCGCAGGAGAAAGGCGAUCAGGAUUCGUCGGGUCCGGAUAGUGGCAGCAUGCCCAUGGCGCCCAGUGGCGGCAUAACCCUCAGCCGGGGCACGGCCAGAGCUCCACCGAAACUGAUUGCACCACAUCAAACGCCAAGCAUUACCAUAACGGCGAUCAAGUCGGAGUAGUCGCUGCCCAGCUGUAGAUACAAACCAGACUAGAUUGUAGUUUAUAGUCUUAAGCCAGUCACUCUGUGUCCCUCCACCCUGUCCUCAAUAACACCAUGUUGGCUUACACACAGCUAUCGGUUCAGAUUUGUAAUUAUUCAUUUCGAAUAUCUAGCCUUGUUCCCUUUGUUCAACUUCAAAAUAAUGCAAUAGUAUUGUAUUUUAUUGUACAGCUAAAAACUUCAAAUGUUAUUCAUUUUUCGAAAGCUUAUCAGAUCUUUUCCAAUUUUCUCAAUUUAUUUUCGAUUGCAAAUCUAAAGAUUAUGGCUAUUGUAUUUUUUUUUUCUAUGAACUAGUAUACAAAACUUAUACCCUAAAAACUGUGCAAUUAUUUCGCAAACCUUUUUGAAAUGAAACUGGGAACAAGACUUUUAAAAUAGAAUUCAAAUUAUAUGACAACUCGUCUAUUGAGGACAUAUAAGAACACAAUCAAUCAAUACACCGCAUAAUAAAAACCAAGAAUUGUUUAUGAACUUAAAAA
Messenger RNA from Drosophila elegans, 1888 nucleotides. RefSeq names its product nuclear transcription factor Y subunit alpha (gene Nf-YA). NCBI's taxonomy places the organism in Eukaryota, Metazoa, Arthropoda, Insecta, Diptera, Drosophilidae. The record is from RefSeq and is a predicted model, not a curated record. Bases 172 to 1368 code for a protein of 398 amino acids. Gene Ontology annotation, cellular component: CCAAT-binding factor complex. The transcript is spliced from 2 exons. Gene Ontology annotation, molecular function: RNA polymerase II cis-regulatory region sequence-specific DNA binding; DNA-binding transcription factor activity, RNA polymerase II-specific. Gene Ontology annotation, biological process: regulation of transcription by RNA polymerase II.